Messenger RNA from Egretta garzetta (little egret), 1070 nucleotides. RefSeq names its product glutathione S-transferase omega 1 (gene GSTO1). The record is from RefSeq and is a predicted model, not a curated record. Gene Ontology annotation, cellular component: cytoplasm. NCBI's taxonomy places the organism in Eukaryota, Metazoa, Chordata, Aves, Pelecaniformes, Ardeidae. Gene Ontology annotation, biological process: glutathione metabolic process. The coding region runs from base 1 to 720 and encodes 239 amino acids. The transcript has 6 exons. Gene Ontology annotation, molecular function: glutathione dehydrogenase (ascorbate) activity; glutathione transferase activity.
AUGGUGGAGAGCGGCAGCAGGGCUAUCCAUUGUCUCCUCUUGGGUUUUCAUCAUGAAGCAGAAUAUCUGCAGGAGAGAGAAUCCCUCCUUGUUAUCCUCAAGGCGGGACUGGAUUGGAUUUUGAAGGGCAUUAGCCAUGAGGUAAUCAACAUCAAUCUGAAGAACAAACCUGACUGGUUCUUUGAGAAGAACCCCUUUGGUCUGGUUCCUGUUCUGGAGACCAGCAAGGGCCAGCUGAUCUAUGAGUCCCCAAUCACUUGUGAGUAUUUGGAUGAAGCAUUUCCGGGGAAGAAGUUGAUGCCUUCGGACCCAUACGAGCGAGCUUUUCAGAAGAUGCUCUUGGAACAUUUCUCAAAGAUAACACCUGUAGUUUUCAAGUAUUUUGUGGCAGUCAAAGAUGGACAGGACACCACAGCACUGAAAGCAGAGAUUGCUGAAAAGUUUGGCAAACUCGAAGAGAUUCUGUCCAAACGUAACACGGUGUUUUAUGGUGGGGACUCAAUCUCCAUGUUUGACUACAUGAUCUGGCCGUGGUUUGAACGUCUGGAACCAUUCCAGCUGAAAGACGCUUUGAGUCACACCCCAAAGCUCCAACGCUGGAUGGAGGCCAUGAAGGAGGACCCUGCUGUCAAGGCUACAAUGACUGACCCACAGACAUUCAAAGGUUACCUCCAGCUGUAUUUGAAGAACAGCCUUGAGGCAUGUGAUUAUGGGCUCUGAGGUGCCAGUAGGCAAAUGCUUGCUGAAGUGUCAGUGUUUCUUUUCAGUGUGAGCUGUGGGGAUCUUGUGUAAUUUGGUGUGGGCUCUUCUGUGGCUGCAUUUCAUAAUGGGGAAUAAAUUUGUGCUGAAAAGGCUAGAGAUCUUCUGUGAACUCCACUCCUUCCUGUCAGGAGGAGGACCAUCUGCUGGAUUCAUGCAGGAGAUGGAAAGUGAUUGCUGACCGUGUAUAUUGUGUGAAGGAAAUUGUUGGCUUUAAACAGAGGUGAUGUUCUGUUAUCUCUGGCCUCUUUGCAAGCAUUGCUAGUGGGAAGUCCCUGAACUGACCCUGUUACUUGGUUUAAAAAUUAUAA